This is a messenger RNA of Cylindrotheca closterium, 1182 nucleotides long. The record is from the annotation of a GenBank genome assembly. NCBI's taxonomy places the organism in Eukaryota, Bacillariophyta, Bacillariophyceae, Bacillariales, Bacillariaceae.
AUGGCUAGACCAAACAGUCGCAGCAUUCUUCUUGCUCUUUUCUUCAUUUUUCUUGCAGUGAGAUAUCUUCGAGAAACAGGACAAAACCCCUAUAAAACACCAGUUUUCAACAAUUCAUUAUUGAACAGGGAAAAUGAAUACCGAGACCAGUUCAAUGUCCAGAAUAACACCAAAUGCUUGCCUGUUGAUGAAGAGAAACCAGAGGUGGAGGUGGAGGAAAGAUGUGCCUUAUGUUUCUUUGGUUUGCCUCGAUCAUAUGAGUCUAUGGUUCUUCCAGGGCUAGUCAAAAACGUUUUCACUCCGAACGCUGAUAACAAAUGUGACGUGUUCCUGCACUACUUUCACAAAGAGGAAGAACCUGCACAACGAAAAAAUGCAGGGGGGAAACUGAAUCCCGACGAGAUUUUCCUGGUUGAAAAUGCAGCGAAAUCGGUUCUUGGUUCGAAUACUACUGUGGUCAUCGUGAACGACACAGAUGAUUCAUUUCUGGAACAACGGAAGUAUCAGCUCGAGCGCUAUCAAGAAACUCGUGAUAAGAACGGCAUCAAGGUUUAUUUCCCAUUCAAAACGAAGUUUCGCAUUUCGAGCUUGGAUAAUAUGGUCAAGCAAUGGCACUCAAUUGACAAAACCUUCACCAUGAUGGAGGAUUAUAUGAACAAACACAACAUCAACUACACACGGGUGGCGAUGUUGAGGAAUGAUGUCAUGUUCCUGACUCCCUUCAAUAUAGCGAUGGUAGACAACACAGAGAAGGCUCCAGAUUCCAAACACUUCGUCCUCCCCGGAUUUGCUAACUUUCCCGUCACUGACAGAAUGAUAUAUGGUGUCUAUGAUGCAGUCAAGAUGUGGUCCACCACGCGGUUCGACAGAAUUGAGAAAAGGGCCUGGGAGUACAAACACACAGGAGUAGCCAUGCACUCUGAAAAAUUCAUGGCAGCUGAUCUGCUGCCGAGCAUUGAAACGGCUGGGUAUACGCGCCUACGCAACAACAAUGUUUGCUUCGUUCGGACAAGGGCUGCAUCCAUCGCACUGUGGCAAGAUUGCGUUCGCGAUGUACCCAAAGGCCUCGAGGGCAAGAACAUGACCGCACUGAUUGAAGAGAUUUUGGAACGAAAGUGUGAAAAAGUGGAAGGAGACAGCGCUUUUUGUCCGCCCGAAUUCAACUCAAGUGUUCCUUUCUAG